GUGUACAAGAUUUACCUUAUUGGAAGACAAUCACGUGACAGUCCUAGCGCGAUUUCCGCAUCAGGUUGCACCUUCCGUGACUGCAUCCGUGCAACCUACAUCAACAACCCACGACUCAAUUCUUCCCUCCGAAAAUCCUUCAUCGCAUCUAUUUGUUCAAGCAGCCUUUCCUAUGCACAUGCCAUAGAGAACAUAGAGAAUAUGUCUACUCCACACGCCAAACGCCGUCGCCUGGACGAAGCCAACAAAACGCUUCAUAAGCCAUUCAAAUCGCCGUUUCGCACACCGCUCAAACCCAUUGUAGGGUCAGAUCCGCCAUCUUCUGAUCCUCCAGAUGUAAGCGCAACAGGAUCGGUAGAUAUAAUUUCCACACCGACUCCGAACCUUGGUAAAGGUCCCACUCCACAUCCCGGGAAUGCAGCCACGCCAUCAUUGGCACGUCCCAAAUUGGUCGCAUUGACACGGAAUUCGGGAAAAAGAGCGCCAUCAAAACCAAGCCUUACGCGGGAGAUUGUGCGGCUUCGCAACGACAUCCAGAUUCUCAAUCAAGCUCAUGCGCUCAUAACGUCAAGCAAAGAACAGGAUAUGUUGGUGCUGAUUGACCGAUGGCGAGGAGCUAGCCGAGCUGCAGCGGAAGAGGUGUUUGCGACUACGCGUGAUCGGGUCAACCGGAUGGGGGGUGUUGGCGCAUGGCAAGAGAGAGAAAGGGAACAGAGGGAAUGGAGAAUGAAGGCUGAUCGUGAAGAGAUGGAGGCUGAGCGCGAAAGACUCCAAGAGGCGAGAGAAAAUGGAGAGAUCGGGGAUGAAGUGUUCGAGGAGUACGAGCGUGCUGGCGAAUCAGAGAAGAUGGGGGAGAAUGAGACAGAGACGUUCAAGGCUGCCGCGGAUGAUUCCUUUACCAUGGAUAUGAUGCUCAAGACACUGAAUAUCGAUCUAGAGCUGAUUGGUUACAACAAGGAGUUGCAAAGAUGGGAUGGAUGA
Periconia digitata is the source of this 981-nucleotide messenger RNA. NCBI's taxonomy places the organism in Eukaryota, Fungi, Ascomycota, Dothideomycetes, Pleosporales, Periconiaceae. The record is from the annotation of a GenBank genome assembly.